Molecule: messenger RNA, 2538 nt
Organism: Adineta steineri
Lineage: Eukaryota; Metazoa; Rotifera; Eurotatoria; Adinetida; Adinetidae
Source: the annotation of a GenBank genome assembly
AUGAAUACUAAUACUGAUGAUUUGAACCUGAUGAUGACAGGAAUUGCAAUACCAGAUGAUGGAGAAGCAGAUGUAUUAAAUGAUGAAACAUUUGGUGAUUGUGAUUUAGAAGCAAUUAAAAUCAAAUCGGAUUUUGGUGAAAAUGGCGAAUUUCUUGGUGAUAAUCCAUCAAGUGGUUUACCAGCUUUUUUUGAUACAGAUGUAUCGGAUCCAGGUGGAAUAUCUCUUGUUGAUGAUGAUGAUCAAUCUCAAUCGAUUGAUGCAUUACUUGGUGAAGAUCCAAUGCGUUUUUCAACAACAUCAAUUAAUCGUCGACCACCACCAGUUAUUCAACAAACAUCAACAAAUCCAUUAUUUAAUAUGGCUAUAUCACAAGCACAAGAAAAUAAUCGGAUGAAUUUCUUUCCUCAACAACAACAACAACAACAACAACAACACCAACAACCGCAGGUGCCGCAACAGCAGCCGCCUCAACAACAACCACCACCGCAACAAGUUCCACGUGUAUCACCAAUGACAUUACCACAACAACAGAUAAAUUAUCAAUUAUUAAAACAAUUUGAGCAAAUGUUAAUCAAUAAACAGGUACCACCACAAGAAAGACUUCUUUAUAUUCAAGCUAUGAUGGAAAAAAUGCAACGUGAUUCAAUCAAUGCUCAACAACAGCAUCAGCAACAACAACAACAAAUACAAUUACAACAGCAACAACAAGCAGCAAGGCUUAUGAAUAUGAAUAUUAAUGGUCCUGAUCGAUAUCGUGACACAAACCCAAGUCGAGUUUUGAAUAAUCCUCUUCUAUAUGCUCAACGACAACAACAACAGCAACAACAGCAGCAGCAGCAACAACAACAACGUGAAGCAUCUAUGCGUUCAAUGGCAAUUGGUGAAAUGUUGGAACGAGCUCGUUUAGCUGCUUCAAAUGCUACAAAUUCCAAUAAUUCACGAUCUCAAUCACCAGGAGUUGGCAAUACAGGAUUGUCAUCACAAUUUAUGGAUGCAAUUCAACGUUCUGACCAAAUCCCAAUCGUUGAUAAUCAUCGAACAGCUGACUCGCCAUCAUCACCAUUAGAUACAGUUGUUAGUCCUUCACGUCAUUCACGACAAAAUCGUCCAGCAAAACAUUAUCCUCGUCCACCUCUUCUUAAUACAUGGCAAGGACGUGGUCCUAAUCAUGAUGAAUUCGCGGGUAUGAUGACUGAUCGAGAAAAACAAUGGGUUGUUAAAAUUCAACUUCAUCAAGUUUCUCAAACACAAGAAGAAGAUUAUUAUUUUCAUAAAUGGUCCCAACAAAAACGUCAUAUGCAACAAGUUCAUGGUAAUCAAGCAAAUCGUCAUGAACAUCGAGGACAAUAUAUCAGUUAUCCUGUAUUACAAUUAUUAAAAUCAAUUCAACAGGAGAAAGACCUUGCACAACGUUUAUCUCAAUCAUCAACUCAAGCAACAUUUAGUAAUGUUAAUCCAGCACAAUCAUUACCAUAUGCAUCACCUAUACAAACACAACUUGGUAAACAAUCGACAGCAACUCCUCGACAUCCAAAAUGUAUUCUUGAUCUCGAUGGUCAAUUUAUAUUAGGCGUCCAAACGAAUGCUAUAACACAUGAUAAAUAUAGCUUAGGUUUAUUAUUAAAUAUUGAGAAUAUUCAUCGAGAUAUUUUACGUCUUGAUGAUGAUGAUGAUUUACCAUCAACACCAAAUAAAACUCCAGUUGAAACAAAUACAUCAGAUGGUUCAACACCGACAACAGCAAUAGCUCCGACACCAUCAUCUUCAUCAACAUCAUCAUCAACAAUACUUGAUUCCAUCAUUGAUCGUUAUUUAAAUCAUCCUGAUUAUUUAUUUGCUGAUAUGUUUGCUCAAUUUAAUAAAGGACAAAUAUUACUUGAACGUCUAUAUCCAUAUUUAAUAACAACAACAUCAGUUACAAAUCAUCUUGAAUUAAUGCUUAUACGUUUAUAUGGUUCAUUAAAUUAUAUGGUACGUCGUUGGUCAACAACAUUUCAUAUUGAACCCAUUGUUAUGAAUAUGAUUAGUCUUAUGCAACAACAAAUUAAUAUAAAAAAGACAACAUUUGAACAAUUAUUAUCUCAAGUUUAUAUUUAUUAUGAUGAAAAAAUCAAAUCUAAACUCACAGAAUUAAAUACAACUGUAUCAUCAAGUCCAUUUUCCGAUCCAGUUUUGUUUACAAAUUCUCAUACAGUGACAAUUUUAAUUGAACUUUUACUUACAUUAGAACGUCGAUGUUAUUUAUUACAAGGUAUAAAUUCUUCAACAUUACCUGUACAAUUAAUGCAACAAUUACAACCACAAUUACAAUAUCAAUUAUCUGAACAUGUUCGUUUACUUGUUAAUGAUUUAUGUCAAUCGAUUGUUGCUUGCUCACCACCAACAUAUACACCAAAAAAAAUGCUUAAACCAUUUGCACAAGUACAACAACAACAAUUUGCUUUACUUUGCAAAUUUCUUCGUAUACAAAUACCACAACAAGUUUAUGCUGCACUUGAGCCAAGACUUAUUUUUUGUUGUAUUAAGGAUAUAUAA